Messenger RNA from Chiloscyllium plagiosum (whitespotted bambooshark), 3202 nucleotides. The record is from RefSeq and is a predicted model, not a curated record. Lineage: Eukaryota; Metazoa; Chordata; Chondrichthyes; Orectolobiformes; Hemiscylliidae.
CUGUGUAGCUUAUCUGGUUUGUACCUGACCCUCCUGGUUCAAACAUUAGCCAUUUUUCAUUCCUCUGGUACCCUGCCUGACUCCACUGAUUCGGGAAAGAUCGCCACCAAUGCCUCUGCAAUGUCCUCUGCUCGCUCCUUCAGGGCUCUCUCAGCUUCCCCAGCCUUUUCUUCUUAGUGACGGCCACUGCACCCACCUCCGCCCCCUGACUCUCUCCAACUUCUGGUUAUCUUUCAGAUCUCCACCCUCUGCAGGUUCGGCCUGGUCUUUGCUGAGUGGAUUGAGGGGGAAGGAGACAACGACAAGGACUACAACUCCCAGCAUGCACAGGCUGCCGGAAAUGACGUCGUCGGCAACGGUUUCCGCGGCUCGAGCUGGUCGCUCGUGGUCAGAGGUGGGGGUGGAGCCAGGAGCCGAGGGAAGAUUUGAAUCAUGUUCAUGCUUUGGUUGAUACUUGAAGUACUGCUCGUAGUGAAUGGUCUACAAGGUGACGAUGUUGAUGAAUGGAUUGAUCCAACAGAUAUGCUGAAUUAUGAUGCUGCUACAGGUAGAAUGAGAAGGCCACAACAGACUGGAACUACGGAAGGAGACACUGAAACUCUGACUACUGGGGAUUAUACAGAAGUUAAUCAGGGAAAAGAAUUAUGUCCAGAUUGUUCUGAUUGUGAGAGACAACUUGAUAAUUUACAAAAAAGGUUUGAAGAAUGUAGAAAGAAAACAUCAACUGAAUCAACAGAAAUCGGUUGCAGUCCCGUUUUUAAGAGAUACCUGAAUAAACUGCUUUUGGAGACUGGAAAAUUAGGUUUGCCUGAUGAUGAUAAUGAAGUUCAUUAUGACGCCGAAAUUUUUAUUACAAAACAGGACGUAACUGCAAUUAAGAAGUUUCUCAGUGAUAAGACAUGGAAGGCUGGUGCUUUGGAUGAUGCACUCAGUAAAAUUUUAAUUAAUUUUAAGUUUCAUGAUUAUGAAAGUUGGAAAUGGAGAUUUGAGGACACAUUUCAUGUGGAUCCCUUAACAGCGUUUCUGUUGUUGGCCAUGCUAACAUUUAUUAUUAUAAUAUUUCACAUCGUAUGGAUUGUUGCCCCACCAUUUACACGGCCUUAUCGAUUCUUCUUGUUGUGCUUUCUAAUUAGUUUUGUUUGGAACUGGGUGUUUUUAUACAAGACAGCUUUUGCUAAGCGACAAGCUAAUUUUGCCAAGUUACAACUUGAUAAACCCAUGUGUACAGGGGUACAGAACAUGGAUUGGAAAGGGAGCCUGCUUGAGUGGUUCAGGCAAACUUGGACAUUACAGAAAGACCCUUGUGAAUUGUACUACGAGGCUCUGUUAGUGGAUCCAAUUUUGGAGGUUCCCCCAACCAAGGCCUUCAUGCUUACUGUAACAACACUGAUGACUGAACCACUGAAACAUAUUGGGGAGCCUAUCAGUCACUUUUUCCGCGAUCUCCUGAAAGACCUACCAUGGAUCUGGCAGUUCCCUGUGACCCUGACAGUUAUAUUGGCUGUUGUUGCAUUCUGCUAUUCUUGUGGUCAUGCAGUUGUCCGAUAUGGUUUAUCUAGAUCACUUCCAAAUGUUGGUCCUCAAGCUCCAAUUGCACAUCAUAACGUGCCAUAUAGUGUACAUGGACCUGUUGAUAAUACCUUAUACCAAAGGGGAGGGUAUGUGGAUUACCAAGCUGGAGGUGAUGCUAGUUAUUUUCCUCUCAUCAGAAGAGAUCCCAAUCAUGAUGCAGUAACUGCAGAUCCCUUUGGGCAAAGAGAUCUAAAUUUCCAGGGUGUGGAAGAUUUAAAGAAUUGGGAAAGAGCUGAGAUGGCAAGUAAUGGGCAAGGUGACAAUCAUCUACGUAGAAGAAGAGUACCAAACCAUAAAGAUUGUCAUUGUGCUAGAUACACUCCUGACCAGUUGGUGUCAAGGAAUGAAGUCAUUGCACAACCAUCAGAGGAAAAUCCUGACACAGAAGAUGUUGAUAUUUACCAAGCUCAAGAGAUUGUUGAACAGUGCAAAAGUAAUAAUUUCCAAAAUAAGAAGGCAACUGAGUUACCUGUCAGUAAAUUACACAAAGUGAGACGAGCAAGUGAAGAGGAUAUACAGAGUAGAGUUCCUGAUGAACUUGGUACAGCAGACAGGCCUCUUGAUGCAGUUUCACAGCUUCCGUCAGAAAUGAAUGUCACCGAGUUGGAUGUUACUGAGAAAAAGCGAGUACAGGAAAAGAAGCAUGAAAAUGAGUUACCCAUCAUAGAAAAUGUGGGAGCGCAAGUAAGUCUUCCAAGAAACUUAGAUGCAUUUAUGUCAGAAAUUAAACCAUAUUUGAUUAACCCUUAACUGUAAAAUAGCAAUCGGUUGAUUUGUAGGAUGUCAUUUUCUCUAAACAUAAAUGUACAGUACAGCAAGUAUUGGAUGUUUUAUAUUGGUCUGUUGACAGCCAGUUUUUGGAACAUGUUUAUAAGUCAUUGAGCUAUGUGUGAAAACCAAGCUUCGUAAGUAUUUUUAAAUAUUCCUCUUAGAGGAAGUGGCACAAAGAUAGGAGAAGGACUAAUGUUUGUAUGAAUAGGAGGAACAAUUUGCUGCAAACAAUUUAGUAGCUUUUAGAUGAUCUUGUGAUCAUAAUCCAGCGGGGGGGAGUGCUUAAAUGGAAUGAAUUGUAGAUGAUUUAUUUAUCUUUUAUUUAUUUAUUUGUUUGUUUGUCUGUUUGUUUAUUUAUUUAUAGUCACGUGUACUUUGUUACAAAUUACAGUGAAAAGUGUUAUGCAGUGUCACCACUCUCCGGUGCCAUUAAACAAGUAUUUUUAUCAACCGGUUCAGAGAUGCUAUCAUACCUCUGGAGCAGGUGGUACCUGAACUCAGCCCUCCCAGUCUAGGCACCACUCUUCAUCUUUGUUCUAAAGGGUCGGCCCUUCACUGUGUGGCUGUACACUCGGGUUCUAGUCUCUCCUGUUAGUAGAAACAUCUUCUCCAUAUCCACUCUCUCCAGGCCUCUCAAUGUUCUGUAAAUUUCAGUGAAAUCCCCUCCUGCCCCACCAUCCUUCUAAACUCCAUUGAGUACAGACCCAAAGUCCACAACCACUCUUCAUAUGUCAAGCCCUCAUUCCUGGGAUCGUUCUUGUAAACCUGCUCUGGAUGCCCUCCAAAAACAACACAUUUUUCCUUAGAAACCACUUGCAAUGUUCCAAAUGCAAUCUUAUACAGCUUCAGCAGUACACCU